AUGAUCUUCUACAUUUGUGGUGAUAAUAAUGUGAAAUUUGAUCAACUUUAUGUCAAGAGUCAAAAAGAAUUUCGUUAUAUGAACGAAAGAAAGUAUUUAUGCAAUUUGAAACGAUUAGUAAGGUUGCAGAUGCUUAUGGAAGGCGAUUUUGGCAAAACGCAAACCUCCAAUACUUUAACAAAUUUUCAAACAUGGCGUAGGAUGCAACCCCAGAUAAGAAUUCACAGACUGGCCGUGGUGGAAGACAGUGGGAUCAAGCAGAAAAAGCCUGACAAUCAACUGACGGUUGAUGCUAAGUUACCAAUUACUGCUUUCAAUAGGGAAUCAAUGGUGUGCAAGGUUGAAUAUGUCGUUGGUUCAGGAAGAAAGAGUUUGAUCAAAGCAAGUUCUGACUGGUCAGAAAUUCACAAUGGUGCAUCAAUGAACACAAAGUCAUGUCAUUUACUCAACGAUGGACUUGCUUACUACGAACUUAAAUGGAUCUGAUUCUUCACUGGCCUCAUAAAGAAGCUCCUCAGUUACAAAUCCAUUGGAAUCCAGACAAAAUUCGUUGCUAAUAAGUACAAAGAGAUGAAUACAUAUGGUGAAUGAGCUUGACAUAGAUGAAACCAAAGUUACAGACAUAUGUGCAACACUCUACAAAGAUUAUUGAAUAACAAUGACUUGAUUCUUUAGGAGA
Messenger RNA from Lactuca virosa, 679 nucleotides. The record is from the annotation of a GenBank genome assembly. NCBI's taxonomy places the organism in Eukaryota, Viridiplantae, Streptophyta, Magnoliopsida, Asterales, Asteraceae.